AUGAUGGACAACCAAAAAUACAAUUUGAGAGAAUAUUACCAGAAGAAUGAAGAAUGGCUACCUGGAACAAAAGGCAUUUCCUUGACAGAAGAUCAAUGGGGAAUUCUUGUAUCAAAGAUAGGUGAGAUCAAUGAAGCAUUACAAGCAAUUGAUCAUAAGGAAGAGGUUGAAAAAAGAAAAGAAGAAGCAAAUGCAGGCUCGGAGGAGUCAGAUGAUUCAGAAGAGGAAGACUUAGAAGGUGUCGAGUUUGAAGAUGUUGUUGACGAAAGACCAAAGAAAAGAUCUAGAGAUGAGAGAAGUAAGAAGUCUAGAAAAAGAAGUAAGCGUUCGGAUUGA
Molecule: messenger RNA, 336 nt
Organism: Brettanomyces bruxellensis
Lineage: Eukaryota; Fungi; Ascomycota; Pichiomycetes; Pichiales; Pichiaceae
Exons: 3
Coding region: 1-336 (111 amino acids)
Biological process (GO): positive regulation of transcription initiation by RNA polymerase II
Molecular function (GO): DNA binding; transcription coactivator activity
Source: RefSeq, a predicted model, not a curated record